Messenger RNA from Sycon ciliatum, 1875 nucleotides. RefSeq lists its product as uncharacterized. The transcript has 8 exons. The record is from RefSeq and is a predicted model, not a curated record. Lineage: Eukaryota; Metazoa; Porifera; Calcarea; Leucosolenida; Sycettidae. The coding region runs from base 634 to 1824 and encodes 396 amino acids.
CUCGGCCUAAGCCUAAGGCCUAUCACUAUUAAUAACAUACUACAUGCACGGACACAGAAGUCAGAACGGUUGGCCAAUUGGUGGGUUUCACGCUGAGCGAUCAUCGAUGAUCAGGCAAGCAACUAUUUUCAAGUGCUGGGGGCAUAACCGUUACAUCCCUGAUACAUUCUUGAUACAUCACUGUAUGGUGAGAAUCUUAACCCGCACUCUGCCGUUCCUUCAUCUUUCCGCUGUUUCUCCUCGCGGGGCACGAUUCUUGUCGAGGAGAUACACGUACAUGUACAUGUAUAUGGGUAACCGAGAGUUGAGAGCUAGCACCAGUUGUUACAUCUGUGUGCUGCUGCUGCUGCGUGGAUUGGGCUUCUUGUCUUCAGCUCCUUCUUCUCUGCACACUAUGGUUGGGUGAGAACCAUACCUAGACGAUCCUACCAUUGUAUGUUCUAGACAACGUACGCCUUUCCGGACCUUCACUCUGGUUUCAGGCAAUUCUAAAGUUUACUUGCACGAAUCCUUCCUCACCACGUCUGUUGUUCUCUUCUUCUGAUAAGUGAUAACACUGCUCUUGCCGGGUAGUGCUAGUCUCGGGUUUGGUACUAAUAAGACGUGAAAGUUACUGAUUGCCACCACGCCAGGAUGACAUCGGAAAAAUACAGAGACUGCAAGGCAUUCCAAAGCCACGAGCUGUUUCCGCUAUUGAAACUGUUAGCCGACAGUCACGAUCGCAUUCCCGGACAGGAUCACCCUGAAGUCAUGCACAAUGAAAUGGAAAGCCUCCUUCGUCUCGAGCUGGGCAAGUACGAUGAUAGGACUCGCAUUCAUAAUCCGAAGGUCAAGGAAAAAAGAGAUGACGUAACCCAAGCUAUAUUGGAUGAGAUGUCAAAUUUACUGGACAACUGCAGAACAUUGCUCGAUCUUCACAAGCAAUGUCACAGACGCAUGCAACAGCAGAUCUGUCACAUCCAGAAAGACUUCCUGGAGCAGUCCAGUGCUAUCAUCAAUAGUGUGAAGCCGUUGCAGCAGGCACCGGUGUACCAGCCCUGGGGAGACGGUGCUACGCCAGGAACAGUGGAGCCUCGGGGAGACGGUGCUACGCCAGGAACAGUGGAGACUGGAGGAUCAGUACUGGUCGGGAAGAGAUCAGCUGAUUCAUUGGAGAACCGGCCCAGUCAAUUACAGCUCCAUCCUAGAGCUGCUAACGCGAGCAGUUCCAAUUUUCCGCCCGCUAAGAGAAGGAUCUGUGCAAGCCAUAUUCUGGAUGGCAGGCAACGGGCUGAAGUUACCAAUGAUGAAAGUGCUGAUGACACCAGUGUAUCCAGAUACGAAGAGAGAAGUCCCCCAGAUGGAGAGCAGGAACUUAUCUCCCCCGGUCUCGACAAUGAGCAGGAUCGCAUGAAAUCGACGUUUCGACAUCCACCAACAGUCACCGGGUACUUGAAGGAGUGGUAUAGCAAACACGAAAAGGUUUGCCGAGUCGAAGGUUCGAUGGACUCCUCGUGUGCUCUGAAUGGCAGUCGUGAGUCAGUCAAGUGUCAAGCUCGGCAGGAAGCGUGUCGUCCUCGUUGGAACAACCAACUUCGUAACUUCUCACUAUUUCAUACUAAUCCAAUUCUAUCACUUAUGUAUUGGUACUUCUGGUUGCCAUUCCCUACUGUUCACUUGCCUGUAAUUCCUCCAAUGAGAACACUUCUAACUUUAACUGGUAAGCAGUGUUGCCGGAAGAACGCCGUUCUGUCUGGAACUCUGAAUUACAACCCAACCUCAUUCUGCUUUCAGUAUCAAUCAGACUGGCGUACACUAUCACAUUUUACUUCGAUUCUCCUUUGAUGAAGUUCAUGGCUUGUUGAGUGAUAACAAUUUUGAUCCCAACCCGACUGU